Molecule: messenger RNA, 705 nt
Organism: Paracoccidioides lutzii Pb01
Exons: 3
Coding region: 1-705 (234 amino acids)
Biological process (GO): protein phosphorylation
Molecular function (GO): protein kinase activity; ATP binding
Source: RefSeq, a predicted model, not a curated record
AUGGAUCUCAUAAAUGAAUGCCUGGUUUAUGAGCUUCUGGGGCCUAAUAUUCCGGACACGAUUGAUGCACACUUUCCUGAUGGGAGACUCCCUGGGAAGCUUGCCAAAGUCAUUGCGGAGCAAAGUCUUAUCAGGUUUGAUAGCUUGCACCAACAGAAUAUUGGACAUGGAGAAAUUGGCUAUGUCCGAAGGAGCGAUGGGAAAGACCUGGAGCCUGGCAUACCCAAAUAUAUCAUUAGGCCUACCUCAUACUGGACACAUUCUUGGAAUUCGGCCCAGUCAAUCAAAAUAAUCAACUUCAGGGAAUCGUUUUUACCCACUGCAGUUCCUCAAACACUAUACACACCUCUACCUGUUCAGGCACCUGAAGUUAUAUUUCAAGAUCGCAUUAAUCGUUUUGACUUGUGGAGCAUGGGAUGCAUGCUCUUUGAACUUUCCACAGGCCAGCCACCUUUUGACACCUUCUUGAUAACACCCACAAUUCUUGUUGGCCAAAUGCGAGAGGUGGCAAGUGAUGACCUACCUGAAGGAUGGCAAAGACUAUGGGAUACAAUGAACGCAGGGGCGGCAAAACCACAGAAACACUGGGCCCAACUUGCAGGAAUGACUGGAAGAAGUGUACUUCAAAAGCCUGGAGAGCCCCGAUCUCACAAGAGAGGACAUAGUGAGGCUGGGGCAAAUCAUUGGAAAGUUAUUGCAGUUUGA